Phycodurus eques (leafy seadragon) is the source of this 5974-nucleotide messenger RNA. Its product is annotated as band 4.1-like protein 1. The coding region runs from base 431 to 4384 and encodes 1317 amino acids. Gene Ontology annotation, molecular function: actin binding; structural molecule activity. Lineage: Eukaryota; Metazoa; Chordata; Actinopteri; Syngnathiformes; Syngnathidae. The transcript has 25 exons. The record is from RefSeq and is a predicted model, not a curated record. Gene Ontology annotation, biological process: cortical actin cytoskeleton organization. Gene Ontology annotation, cellular component: plasma membrane; cytoskeleton.
AGUGACAAAACUGAAUGCAUGCGUGCGUUUCCUUCCUGCCUCCCUCCAUCCCUCCCUCUUUUUCUCUCCUCCUCCUCCUCCGCUCUCUCUCUCUCUCUCUCUCUCUCUUUUCACCGGCAAAACACGCACGCACGUACACGACACGCGCUGCUGCCCUUCUUUCUUUUUUGGCCAUACGGGGGGAGUAAACGCUGAGGACUGACUUCACCCGUACGCAGCAUCCACCCUGCCCUCCUCCCGGAUGUCGUUCUAACAAGUGGCUGCUCAGCGCAGGAGCUGGGAUACACCAUGACAGACGAGUUGGCGUUGACGUAGCUGCGAGAAUCUCAAAUGGCUCUCUGUUUGUGUCCUAACCUAAGUGACAGAGGUGUGUGCUGGGUGUCCAAGACAAGCCAGGAGUCCUCCCAGACAGCAGGGGGAAGUGGCAGAAAUGCAGGAGCCAAUCUUGGAUGCCAAGAUGCCAAAACAGGAGCAGAAUUCCAAGCCUCUGGAUGAGCAGAAGGAGAAUGAUGACACAUCUGAGAAGACAUCCCCAAACAAAAACCUCAAAUCACCACAGAAAGGCUCCAAAAGACAUAAAACAACACAGUUUAAAGUGGCACUGUUGGAUUUGUCGGAUUACAAAGGAGAAAUUGAGAAACAGUCGAAAGGACAGACGCUGAUAGACAUGGUGUGUGAGCACCUCAACUUGCUGGAAAAGGACUAUUUUGGCUUAACCUUUGCAGACACAGACACCCAAAAGAACUGGUUGGACCCCUCUAAGGAGAUGAAGAAACAGAUGCGCAACAGUCCAUGGCACUUUGCCUUCGCUGUCAAGUUCUACCCUCCAGACCCCUCCCAGCUCACUGAGGAUAUUACCAGAUACUACCUGUGUCUGCAGCUGAGGGAUGACAUGUUGUCAGGUCGACUGCCUUGCUCAUUUGUCACCCACGCCCUCCUGGGCUCCUAUACAGUCCAAGCUGAGCUCGGCGACUAUGAUCAUGAUGAGCAUGCACUGGACUAUGUCAGCGAUUUCCAUUUCACUCCCAAUCAGACUCGUGAGCUGGAGGAGAGAGUGAUGGAGCUCCAUCGAAACUACAAGGGUAUGACUCCAGCGGAGGCUGAAAUUAACUUUUUGGAGAAUGCUAAGAAACUGUCCAUGUAUGGCGUGGACCUGCACCAUGCUAAGGAUUCUGAAGGGAUCGACAUAAUGCUGGGUGUAUGCGCCAACGGCCUGCUGGUAUACCGUGAUCGGCUGAGGAUCAACCGCUUUGCUUGGCCAAAGAUCCUUAAGAUCUCCUAUAAGAGGAGCAACUUUUAUAUUAAGAUAAGACCUGGAGAGUAUGAGCAAUUUGAAAGCACUAUUGGUUUUAAGCUACCUAACCACAGAGCUGCCAAAAGGCUGUGGAAAGUCUGCAUUGAGCAUCACACCUUCUUCCGGUUGGUUUCUCCAGAGCCUCCUCCCAAGGGCUUCUUGGUGAUGGGCUCAAAGUUUCGAUACAGUGGAAGAACGCAGGCUCAAACCAGACAGGCCAGCGCUCUCAUAGACCGACCCGCUCCUCACUUUGAGCGGUCCACGAGCAAGCGGCACCUGCUCUCCAGAAGUUUAGAUGGAGAGUUUUCCCGGCCAUUGUCAGCCAUGUGUGAGAAUCACGAUGGCCUCUUCGACAACAGCAUCAGUGGACGACGUCGUCUCCAGAGCCCCUCUGUGGAUGAGCAGGAAACUGAACUGGAGCCCAGUUUGGAACAAGAUGAGGAGGAUCUGGACCAGGAUGAGGGCAAGGAGAUGGAAAGAGACAAUGGCCAGGACGGAAAUGUCACUCCAAGCAAAAAGAAAGAAAUCAUGGAGGAGGCUGGGUCACCAGUUGACAGUAAAAAGGAGUUUCUGAAUAAGUCACAGGAUGUCUUGCUGAAGCACCAGGCCAGUAUCAAUGAGCUAAAAAGAGCCCUGAGGGAACCCAACAGCAAGCUGAUGAGCCGUGAGAAGCGUCUGUCAGCAUCAUCGCCACCCAGCACGCCAGAGAAAAAGCCUUUGGGGGGCCGAGUGGUGGGAAAAGACCCCAUUAAUAGCCUGUCUAUUGAGGGGUUCAUCCAGAAGAAUCUCACGACUUCACCUGAGGGCUCUGAGGAUUGGGUAUUGAUUGAACACCCAGAAAGUUAUCAUCAAGACCAUGACUGGAAAGUGAAAGAAAAUAACAAGUCUCACACAUCUGAUUCUUCCUGGGACAAAAAUAAGCAGGAAAAAGAGAUAAAUGUCUCUAAGAUUAUGCAUAUUGAUGUAACAGACUCUGGCAGAAAAGAAAUGAAAAGCAAUAUGGAUGAAUUUCCAUCAACAAAAUCAUCCAGAGAGGCAGCUGCGUGCUAUGAGCAGCGGCCCACUAACAAAGGUCGUUUUCAGAUUCAAUUAUCUGCAAAUGCAGACUCGUGUCAAGAUAAAUCUCCAAGCAAACAAUCUGAAGGUUCAACCUCUGAACCAAAGGACAGUUUGGCCCUCAGCUCACAUCAGAUGAAGGAACACACAGCUUCAAUGCAGAGAAAAAAGAGGCCACCCCAGAGCUUAAACCUGGGAAUGCCUCCAGAUCUAGGACACGAGAAAGGUGCAAGUGAUUCUACUGAAAAGGAAAACGAGGGCUUAGACUCAGACGACAAUUCAGAAAACAAUUCUGAAACAGCAAAUGAUUGUCAAUCAGCAAUGGUAGUGUUGGCAGAAGGUGAUAGAGAACCACAAAAGAAUCAGCCUUUCAAGGCCUAUGAAGACAGCAUACUGGCGGACAUAGUGGCAGGAGAAAGCAAGGAUGCUUCCACCCAAGAUUCAGGACCAGUCAAACAAAGCUUGAACCAGGUUGGGCUGUCAGAAAUAAAUGGACCUGCGAAGGUAGACCAUGCAAGUCCAUUAGUAAAUGUAAAAGGGGAGUGCUUAAAGAUAAUAAGAGGAAAGGGCUUUAUUGACAAUAAAGAGCUAGCAGAGGUAAAACUGAGACAGGUCAGAACACAUGAGAGAAAGAUAAGUAGUUCUGGAGGAGAGGAUAUUGAGAGUCUAAUGGGAGACAGACGUCAGAGGGCGUCUCUCCAGAGACUGUCGGGCAGCCAUCAGUCAGAAAUCACCAGGAUUGUUCCUAUAAAGCCAGAGCGAUCGAAGAGCAUAGCAUGUAAGGAUGACAGGGACAGGGUAGGACAGGAUGAGCAAACGCGUGUCUUAAGAAGAGAAUACCGCUGGUCGGUCGGCUCUCCAGAGGGAUCCUCAGACCUCAACUGGACUGAUGUCUCUACCCUUCAUCCAGCAUUUGAAGUAAAUUUAGAGAAAAUCGCUCAAGACGAGAAUCCUGAUGACAGUUAUCAUCCCUGCCGUGGGUCUUCUGAAAGUCAGAUGUUUACCUCACCUCUUCCGAAAAUAAUUCCUCCAGCUCCACCAGUAAAAACUAAGAAGGCUCGGGAAUCUGGACUAAUACUGCGGAACAGCAGGAAUGCUGUCAGAGAGCAGAGCCAGGAAGCGGUCAAGAAGAGAUACUCGGAGCCUGUCUCUGCUCCCUUUGUUUAUGAUGACCCAUUUAUUGAUGCCAAGAAGGAGCUCAGUGACAAGAGGCCCCAGACGAUUAUAGUCCCAGAGGAGGAACAGGAGCAGGACACUGUGGCCUGCAUGAGGGAGGCCCAUCUAGGCAUUGAGCGCAAGUGCUCCAGUAUGACGAUCAGCUCCACAUCCAGCCUAGAAGCUGAGGUCGACUUCACUGUCAUAACAGACCUCCAUCCCUGCAUGGAGGACAUGACUAAAGGCGUGUCCUAUUCGGGAGAGAAGGAGCGACAGCCCGAGGUGGGACGGGAGGACUUUGAGGAAACAUCGAGGUUCUACUCUGCACGUCUAAUGGGCCAAAUGGACAAAUCUCCCAUAGAGGAGAAACUUCCUGAAGAGGGAAUGUAUCAUGAGCCUCCUGUGGCAAGAAGAGAUUCCAGCACUGUGACGAUGGCCCAGAUGCUCAAGAGGGCCGAUUCCAAGACAGAGUCUCAGUCAAACGGCUCAGAAGUUCAAGCGACUGUCACACCUGUCUCACCACAGAGACUCUCCUUCACCCAAGAUACUCCUUUUAGCCUUAAAGAAAAUGGAUCACCGGUAAAAGCCUGCCCUAAAGGUAAAGAUUCCAUUGUGUCCCCACUGACCAUCACUGCAGAAAGUGUCACCACUGCAACCACAACUCAAGUUACCAAGACGGUCAAAGGAAGCUUCUCAGAGACCAGAAUUGAGAAAAGGAUUAUCAUCACAGGCGAUGACGAUGUAGAUCAACAUCAGGCGCUUGCCAUGGCAAUCCAAGAGGCCAAACAGCAGCACCCCGACAUGCUUGUGACAAAAGCGGUGGUGAUAAGGGAAACAGAGUCUCCCACUGAGGACCUACAGCAGAAGUUACAGUCCUGAUUGGUCAUGGUGGCUCCUGAGGCGGAGGACAUGAGAGGAUUCACCCCUGGUGCAGCGUGCCAUGAACCUGGUAAAAGGACUAUUUAGUCCUCCCGAGUUAGACACUUGACAGCAGACUGUGAUCCACGAAGCAGUAGACCACCUCCCCUGUCCUUUGAGACAAAUGUACUGUGACCCGGCCUCUGACCUGAUCCGGAAUCCUGUCACAGGGACCCCGGCCCUAAUUAGUCAGGAAGGAUCACCUGCUUGAGAGAUUAUUGGGUUACAGCUUUCUCGUUUUGAUUUGGUUUUAUUGUAUUUAUGUUUUACUGCACACACCCCUGCCACGUUACCAUUUAUUUACAAAUAGCUUCCUUCGAUAUUGCAGACAUAUUUCUUGAACCAUGAUCAUUUAAUACAUGCAACAAAUACAGUAUGUGACAAAUGGUUCGGAAGAAAGAAGGGGCACAAUCCUGGUGAUGCAGGUUCCACCGUGGCGUCACCUACGGCACCUUCAGCAGUCUUACAACCUUUUUACAUUUUUAUCUGUAGAGAAACUUAUGCCCAGUGUCUGCUUGAUAAGUAAAUAUGUAUAUUACGAGAUUAUUAUAACCUGCAUGAUUCAAAGCAGAGGGAAUUUUAAGAAACUAACAAUACAUAUACAAAUGUCCUUGUGUGACGGAGAAAUACUUUUCUUUGUUGGGAAAAUUCAUUGGUACACUAAGCAGCAAAGACAUCACGAUACAAAGCAAUUUGUGGAAAGAUUUCCAGAAAUCUUUGGGCCAAAGGAUGUUGAUGUUGGAGACAUUGAAAUGUCGUUGGACUCACAACAAAGACAUUCGUGUGGGGAUCUGCUUUGCAAUCAAGAUAUGAUGAACAUUGUUCAGUUUCCAUUUCCUGCCAUUACCAUUAAUGCUUCCUUUGAGAUGGUCUGCUUUGGGUGUGGGAUUUUUAGAGCCAAUUUAUUAUUAAUGUAUGUUUCAGAAAUGUUUAUGCUUUUGUUUUUUUAAGAUCCUACUUACAAAGCAAAUGCUUUUUUUGGUUUACAUGAUCCAAUAUAUAAAUGUUAUUCUUGUGAUCUUGAAGUGUUUCAGUCUUUGGUUGUAAACAUGCUGAAAUAUCAUUGUUGAAAGUCUUGUUAGGUGCUGUGUGGGACAUUACAAAUGUUAUUUUGGCAAAUUGAAAAUGUGCUCUUAUCCCAAUUGGCAUUACCAUUUGUACAGUGAAUAUAAAAAGUGUACACAACCCCUGUUUAAAUGGCAUGCUUUUAUGACGAAGUUAUGUGAUGUAAAUACAUUGUUUCAAAACGUUUUCCAGCAUGAAUGUGACCUAUAACCUGUACAACCCAAUUACAAUUGUUAAAAAAUAUUUUUGAGAGGGGAAGUAAAUAUAAACAGCAGAAAUAAUACGGUUGCACAAGUGUGCGCACCCUCUAAUAAUUGGGAUAUGGCUGUGUUCAGAAUAUACCAAUCACUCAAUCAAUCACCAAUGUUAAACAGUCAGAGUCAGCACACACCUGCCACCAUUUAAAGUGCCUCUGAUUAACCUCAACUCAAGCUCAGCUGCUCUAGUAGGCCUUUUCUGACAUUUUAUUUUUCUUUACUUUUUUUU